Messenger RNA from Salmo salar (Atlantic salmon), 2626 nucleotides. The record is from RefSeq and is a predicted model, not a curated record. Lineage: Eukaryota; Metazoa; Chordata; Actinopteri; Salmoniformes; Salmonidae.
CUGGAGUCGCUUACUAUCGACGUCACAGUUCAUGCGACAGUGUUAAGUUCGGAAGGCAACCUUUCCCAACGUGUUAAUAAUAAACUAACUAUAGUAUUACUCUGAUCAAUCUCAUUUCCCCCUCCCGAGAGAGAGACACGGAAAUAUUAAAACCCAGACAAGAUGCGGUUGUUAAUAAGUCGAGCGGUGUUGUGGGGAACGAUGAGACCCCGGUGUCGGUACUUCUCUGUGUCACAAAACAACCGGAACGACAGAAAGGGUCUGGUGCUCGGCGUGUACGAGAGAGAGAAGGAGGACGACUCUCUCCAUCUGACAGAAACAGCAGCUGGUGUCGACAGACUUCUGUCUGGACGACUGACUGAGCUGCUCAAGAUAUCAGGACCAGGUCUGAAGAAAGGGAAGAGCAGAAUAUUCUACGGACUUCAUGAGGACUUCCCAUGCAUAGCAGUAGUGGGUCUAGGGAGGACCUCUCUGGGUGUGUGUGGAACAGAGUACUGGGACACCUGUAAGGAGAACAUCAGGACUGCUAUAGCAGGAAGCUGCAGGGUCCUCCAGGACCAUUCGGUGACCCAUAUAGAGGUGGAUGGGUGUAAUGACAGCCAGUCUGCAGCAGAGGGCGCUGUUCUGGGGCUGUUUACUUACGAUGACCUGAAAACCAAGAAGAAGACCAGAGUCACCACAAAGCUGCACGGCAGUGGCUGUGUGUCUGGCUGGGAGAAGGGCGUGUUGUACGGAGAAGGUCAGAACUUGGCCCGUUACCUGAUGGAAGCUCCAGCCAAUCAUGUCACUCCGUCAGUCUUCGCUGACACCAUCACGAACAGACUGGUUCCCUACGCCGACCAUGUUACCGUCCAUAAGAGGUCUCAGGAGUGGAUAGAGGAGCAGCAGAUGGGAGCUUUCCUCAGUGUUUCUAAAGGCUCAGAGGAACCGCCGGUCUUCCUGGAGCUGCACUACAACGGUUGUCCUGACAACACACAGCGUCCUCUACUGCUGGUGGGCAAGGGCAUCACCUUUGACAGUGGUGGGAUCAGUCUAAAGCCUUCGUCAGGUAUGGACGCUAUGAGGGCUGAUAUGGGCGGAGCCGCCACUGUGUGUUCCGCCAUCGUCACGGCAGCGGCCCUCAAUCUGCCAAUCAACAUCAUAGGUGUAGCGCCUCUCUGUGAGAACAUGCCCAGUGGGAAAGCCAACAAGCCUGGAGACGUCGUUACCGCCAAGAACGGAAAAACCAUACAGGUGGACAACACGGACGCAGAGGGAAGGUUGAUCCUGGCAGAUGCUCUCUGUUACGCUCACAGCUUCAACCCCAGGGCCAUCGUCAACGCUGCCACCCUCACCGGAGCGAUGGAUGUUGCUCUGGGUUCAGCAGCGACAGGAGUCUUCACCAACUCUGACUGGCUCUGGGAACAGCUUCACAAGGCCAGUGUGGUAACGGGAGACCGGGUCUGGAGGAUGCCGUUGUUUCAGCAUUACACCAGACAGGUCACUGACUGCCAGCUGGCUGACCUCAACAACGUCGGCAAGUACAGCCGUUCUGGCGGGGCCUGCACGGCGGCAGCGUUUCUGAGGGAGUUUGUGACGGCCACUCAUUGGGCGCACCUGGACAUCGCCGGGGUGAUGACCAAUAAGGACGAGGUUCCCUACCUGAAGAAAGGAAUGUCUGGGCGACCGACACGAACACUGGUAGAGUUCGCUGCUGGACUGGCUAACCAAGACUGAAGACACACACACACACACCACACCUACACACACUGAGCUGGCUGGAGAAGGAUUAUUCUGUAGAGACAGAGACUGUGGUACUGUGUAGAAUCACAGACUGCUUCCCAAAUAGCACCUUAUUCCCUACCCAUAGGAGUCUGGUCAAAAGUAGUGCACUACCCACAGGACCGGUGAAAAGUAGUGCACUAUAUAUAUAUAUAUAUAUAUAUAUAUAUAUAUAGGAAUAGGCCCUUUUUGUCCACUACCCAUUGGACUGGUCAAAAGUAGUGCACUAUAUAAGGAGUAGGAUGCCAUUUGGGAUGUAUUCUGAGUUAUCUGGUAGUAGCCUGUUGUGCAUAGAGAGGGGCUGAAGAGGACAUUUCCAACCCCGUGCCCCUGCAACAGGACAUGUAACUAAUUUCCUCUCUGGCCUAGUUUAUAGCCUACAUACCUAUGCAUUGAGAAACUGAAUUUUCAUGUAAAUGGACAAAGUAUAUCGUAUCCUACCCUUACAAAAAAAAAAGAUUGCAGUCAGAGUGCAGUGUAACUGCAUCCAAAAUAAGUACAUUUUUACUGGAGUUAUUCUGCAAUUACUGCUUCCAAAAAAUACCACAGUCGACUGCAAUCUUAUUUUGGAACGGUAACUACAAGUAGCUAUGCAAAAUGUUGUUGCGUAACAAAACUACGCAGCCUUGUGAUUUAUAACCGGAUGCAAGAACGCAGGAUAGUCAUUUUGCGUAGCGUUCUUGCGUUGCUUACGUAGGGUAAAAACUCGUCUUCAGCGACAGUCAGUAAACCAACCUCUCUCUGUUCAGUAGUUGUGGGAGAAACUCAAAUGCUGAUUUUGAUAUGCACUUCUGCACACAAAAACAAUAAAAUAUUAUUAUUGCCAAUAUUUACAUGUCAUUUAAAUAAAACACAAAUAAAACAA